Messenger RNA from Coniophora puteana RWD-64-598 SS2, 454 nucleotides. RefSeq lists its product as uncharacterized. The record is from RefSeq and is a predicted model, not a curated record. Gene Ontology annotation, molecular function: structural constituent of ribosome. Bases 1 to 363 code for a protein of 120 amino acids. Gene Ontology annotation, cellular component: mitochondrial large ribosomal subunit. The transcript is spliced from 3 exons. Lineage: Eukaryota; Fungi; Basidiomycota; Agaricomycetes; Boletales; Coniophoraceae.
AUGUUCUUCAGGUCGGCACUCAGACGGACAGCAACGCUUUCACGCUCAGCACGGUCUUACGCGACCAAGAUCCCUGCGGAACCGGUGACGGAAGGUGCAACCGUUGCUGCUCAGGCUACCCCAAAAGUGCCUCUGAAUGUCUCGUCGUGUCCAGCGAACACGGUGCUCACGGGCCUGAACUACCUCAAGGGCCAGCCGCCAGUCAUUGCGCUCCCGGACGAGGAGUACCCACCCUGGCUCUGGGACAUACAGAAGCCCAAGGUGCUGCCGGAUGACGGGCCCGGAGGUCUGUUCGAAAAGGCGCAGCUGAAGAAAGAUAGGCAGCAGCGGAUAAAGGACGCCAAUUUUAUGAAGACGCAAUAGGCGGGGUGCUGGGGGUGCUUAUGUGUUACUCGUGUUUGCUUUUAUUGACUAGACUAUGUAUUCGCCCAGUUGCAUACAUCCUGGACGGUCC